AUGAUAAGACGCUCGGGGCUUCUGGCGCUUCGGUGCGCGUCAGGAAUAUUUACACGACGGAGCGUGUCCCUACAAUCUCGAUAUGCUACACAGCAUCAAAGUGCAGAUGCGUUUCCUUCUCAACUCCACGAUCCCGCUGCCGCUGCCGUCCUCUCCUCCCUCGAAUCACCCCACGCUCCACAAACCCUUACGGAGAAGAUUGUUCAGCGGUAUAGUCUCGGCUUGGGCAACCAGUACGUGAAGGCUGGGGACUAUGUCACUUUAAGCCCCCACAUCUGUAUGACACAUGACAAUUCUUGGCCCACUGCGUUGAAGUUCAUGUCAAUUGGUGCCUCUAAGAUCCAUGAUUCGAAACAAGUAGUCAUGACCCUUGAUCAUGACGUGCAAAAUAAGUCGGAAUCGAAUCUCAAGAAAUAUAGGCAGAUAGAAGACUUUGCAAAGAAGCAGGCAGUAGAUUUCUUUCCUGCUGGACGCGGGAUUGGGCAUCAGAUAAUGAUUGAGGAAGGCUACGCGUUUCCCGCCACAUUAGCUGUCGCUUCCGAUAGCCAUAGUAAUAUGUAUGGCGGAGUAGGCUGCCUGGGGACACCUGUCGUAAGAACUGAUGCCGCUUCUAUAUGGGCAACUGGGCGAACCUGGUGGCAAAUACCGCCUAUCGCCAAAGUAACUUUCACAGGAGCCCUGCCACAAGGCGUUACUGGCAAAGACGUCAUUGUGGCACUUUGUGGGCUUUUUAGCAACGACGAAGUAUUAAACCAUGCCAUUGAAUUCGCGGGAUCAGAAGAAACUAUGAGAAGUCUGCCAGUGGAUGCUCGAUUGACAAUCUCAAACAUGACGACAGAGUGGGGGGCCUUGUCAGGUCUCUUCCCCAUCGAUGGUGUUCUUGAGAAAUGGCUAAGAUACAAGGCUACCGAAGCAACGCUCUACAACACUGAUGCACUGACCUUCAAGCGGUUCUCCCAUGAACGCGUAAAUGAACUCUUCGCCCAUCCAAUAUCUGCGGAUAAAGGUGCCAAGUACGCCAAGUACCUCCACAUGAAUCUGUCAACUCUGUCUCCUCACGUGUCCGGACCGAACUCCGUCAAGAUCUCGACGCCCGUAGAAAAGUUGGCAUCGCAGAACAUCAAGAUCGAUAAAGCGUACUUGGUCUCAUGCACGAACUCAAGAGCUAGUGAUCUUGCAGCCGCAGCAAAGGUUUUCACGGACGCAUCCAGGGAGACUGGGAGACCCGUGCGUGUUGCGGACGGGGUGUCAUUCUAUAUCGCUGCUGCGUCAAUGCCUGAACAGCUGGCCGCCGAAGAGGCUGGAGACUGGCAAGCUAUGCUCGAUGCUGGAGCAUUGGCGUUGCCUUCAGGCUGUGGACCUUGUAUAGGCUUGGGCACGGGCUUACUUGAGCCUGGUGAGGUUGGGAUAAGUGCGAGUAAUCGGAACUUCAAAGGCAGAAUGGGAAGCGCCGAAGCGAAGGCAUAUCUAGCAUCGCCGGAAGUUGUGGCAGCGUCCGCUCUCUCUGGGAUGAUAUCUGGUCCAGGAUGGUAUCAAAGACCCGCGGGAUUAACUGACGUGGCUAUCGGAGAGGGGAAUGGGUCGAUUGGAGAGGGAAAUCGGUUGAUGACUGCCGAAGAAGCCUUAGAAAGGGUGAUUGGCCAACUGGAAGAAACGAUUGAGAAGGCAGAAAAGCAGAUAUCCCCAAAAGAUGUACCAUCAACAAAGGGGGCUCAGGUAACCAUUCUUCCAGGCUUUCCUAGCAGGGUGGAGGGCGAGAUCGUUUUCUGUGAUGCCGACAAUAUCAAUACGGAUGGAAUCUAUCCGGGGAAGUACACAUACCAAGACGACGUCACGGUUGAAAAAAUGGCGCAUGUCUGCAUGGAGAACUACGAUCCGGCUUUCGGCGCUAUCGCACGUCCAGGAGAUAUACUUGUUUCCGGAUUCAAUUUCGGAUGUGGAAGCUCGAGAGAACAGGCUGCCACAGCGAUCCUAGCGAAGAAGAUACCCCUGGUGGUUUCAGGCAGCUUCGGGAACAUAUUUUCACGCAACAGUAUAAACAACGCUCUUAUGGGUAUAGAAAUGCCAAGAUUGGUUCAGAGGCUAAGGGAGGCGUUUUCGAACACCUCACCACAAGCAUCGCAGCAAAACGUUCAUGAGCCUAGUCAAAAUCGCGAGUCCUUGGACAGUCCACCGCCGGCACCGCAAGUCAAGCCAGAAAAGCAGGAACAGUUGACAAGAAGGACCGGUUGGUAUUUCGCGUGGGAUGUCGCUCGAUCGACAGUGACAAUUCGGGAAGAAGAUGGGAAGACCUGGACUCAAAGCGUUGGGGCACUACCUCCGAAUGUGCAGGAGAUCAUCGCUCGAGGUGGACUUGAGAAAUGGGUCAAGAAAGAGAUUGAAGCAGGUUCCUGA
This is a messenger RNA of Letharia columbiana, 2394 nucleotides long. RefSeq lists its product as uncharacterized. Gene Ontology annotation, molecular function: 4 iron, 4 sulfur cluster binding; homoaconitate hydratase activity. Lineage: Eukaryota; Fungi; Ascomycota; Lecanoromycetes; Lecanorales; Parmeliaceae. The record is from RefSeq and is a predicted model, not a curated record. Gene Ontology annotation, biological process: L-lysine biosynthetic process. The transcript has 12 exons. The coding region runs from base 1 to 2394 and encodes 797 amino acids.